Molecule: messenger RNA, 735 nt
Organism: Juglans microcarpa x Juglans regia
Lineage: Eukaryota; Viridiplantae; Streptophyta; Magnoliopsida; Fagales; Juglandaceae
Exons: 2
Coding region: 1-735 (244 amino acids)
Molecular function (GO): nucleic acid binding; RNA-DNA hybrid ribonuclease activity
Source: RefSeq, a predicted model, not a curated record
AUGGGAAAUACUCUGUCAGAAGUGCCUACUAUACUGAGAAUCAAAGAGUCUAUUCAGAAAGAAUGUACUGGAGAUCCAAGAUGCCCGAUAUGCUUGCAAAAUGAGGAGUCAGUAGUCCAUGUCUUGUGGUCCUGUCCAGCCUCUACAGAUGUGUGGGCAGAAAGGGGUAGUCCAGUGCAUAAAUGGAACUCAAAUGGAGGUGGAUUUGAGGAGUUGUGGCAGGAAAUGGUGAGAAAACUACGUCAAUCAGAGUUAGAAAGAGUGGUGGCUAUAAUGCACUCGAUAUGGUACAGAAGAAAUGCAUGGGUAUUUGAAAGUAGUUUCUCUAGUCCCAAAAGUGUCAUUAAAAAAGCCCUAGUCAGGUUGGAUGAUUAUCAAAAAGCACUGAGGGAUGGCAGAACUGAAGUAAGGAAGACUAAGCAGGUCAAGCAAAUAGGAGAAUGGCAGAAACCAGAGGAUCCGAGUGUUAAAGUCAAUUUUGAUGCAGCAGUGAAUCAUAAAGAAAAAAGAAUGGGUGUAGGGGUGGUAAUAAGAGACUCUAUGGGGGAUGUGUUAGUGUCUUUGAGUGCACAAAUCCAAUGGGUGAAUUCCCAAUUCAUGGCAGAAUGUAAAGCGCUGAGUAAGGCUUUAGAAUUAUGUAAAGAUUUGGGUUUCUACAAUGCAUGGUUUGAAGGAGAUGCAAAAGGGGUUGUAGAUGGGGUGAAUAAUGAGGAGGAUGAUUCUUGGGUGGGAUAG